AUAUUUAUCUUUAAUUUAUUACUAAAUAUUUUUUCAAGCUUAUUUUAGAUGAUAAAAAGUAUUUAAAUUGUGAUGAAAUACUUUGUUAUAUAUAAGUAAUUUAUUAUCAAAUAUUAAAUGCAUGAACAAUGAUUUAUUAUAAUGGUUUUUAAAUUGCUAAUGUAUCUAUCUAUAAAUAUAUAUAAAAUUAUUAUGUUGUGGUAAAUUUUAUGUUUAUUAAUUCAAAGUAAAUAUAUAUAUAUCUAUCUUUAAAAAUUAGUAAUACAAAGUUGUGGUAAAUUUUAUGUUUUUGAUUAAAAGUUAAUUAAACAGGUUAAGAUUUGUGAGUUUUUUGUUAAAAGCAAAUAGAACAAAGAAUUAAAAGCAAAUUCUAAGUUUUUUUUUUCCAGAAAGCGAAACAAAAUUUUAAUUCCGAGUAAGACCGAGGACCACCCCCUUCUCUUCCCUUUUUGGUGUCCAGCGUUCUACCUUAACGGUACACAAGACACACAUUUGCUUGCUUUCUUCCCUCACUGCCUCAAAAUCGAAGAGUGAACAUCUAAUCUCCUCCUGAAUCAUACCCUCUGUUUUCUUUCUACAAGUGUCAAGAACAUCAUGGGCUCUCUUCUCUUUCUCUUAAAGGAGAAGAAGGGAGUAUUGUGGAGAGGUUUGAAGGUAUCAGCAAUCUUUGGUCUUGGAUUCUGCACGCAUAAUGCUUUGACCAUUUAUCCAAAUGAGUUGAGUAAAAAAUCCCAAAAGGCGUUGGCUAAAGCGAAGUAUUUUGAAGAGGAGUAUAGGGCUAGGCUGGCUAGGGUGAAAGAACGCAGAAAAGAGUUGGACGAGAAUCUGCAGAUCUGCAGGGAUGGACUGGCAAAUGUGGAACAGCUUAAAAGAGAACUUGAAAAAGCUGAGAGGCCCGAACCUGUGGAAACGUGUUGUGAAUCUCAUGAAGAAUCUGUGUGGAGUUUCAUAUGAGCUAAAUGGAUCACAAGAAACGAUCUGAUUUGGUGCAGAACAGGAACCAAACUAAUUAAUUACUAAGUAGCUGAAGGCUGUGAUUGUCUCAUUAAUAUUAAACAUUGUAUUCACAACUCCGGUCAUGGUCUCAAAAUGUAUGCAAAGGGUUUUGGUACA
Molecule: messenger RNA, 1113 nt
Organism: Brassica napus (rape)
Lineage: Eukaryota; Viridiplantae; Streptophyta; Magnoliopsida; Brassicales; Brassicaceae
Exons: 7
Coding region: 595-954 (119 amino acids)
Source: RefSeq, a predicted model, not a curated record